AUGUUUUUACUCCCGGGUAUUUGUCUGCUCGUGCAACCUUCGCAAGCCAGCACGAACACUAAUCUCGAAGGCUGGCAAUUCGAUGACAAUUCCCGAUCAACAUGGACGAUAGUGUGGACAUGCUUUUCUACGAUCCUCGCCUGCACGUGGACUGUUCUCCGCAUCGAUGUCCCACCCCGCAGCUGGAAUGGAGUCCAGCGCAACGCCGUCAAAAUCACCCUAUGGCUGCUAACCGUGCUCUGUCCCGAAGUGAUAGCUUGGGGUGCGGUAGUCGAGAUGUUUAUGGCGAGGAGUAUAGCUACUUCUUGCAAUUCUGCUCAGUCUUUGGUGAAUGAGCCAAAAGACGAAGUCCAAAGGCAACCGGUGCCCUCUUGGAGUAUUACUCAGGGGUAUUGUGUCAAAAUGGGCGGUCUAGCUUUACAGACGCAGGAUGACUGGCUGUAUACCAUCACACCAAGGAAUAUACUGGUAUUUAUCCGAGCUGGGAUAAUUACUUGCUCUGAUUUUCAUGAUGAGGACAUCCAAGACCGAGCGAAGGUUGAUGCCCUGGGUAUGGUGGUCACGGUUUUACAGAGCCUCUGGGCGAUGUGCAAUAUCGUAACACGAGCGGCUUACUCGCUGUCUAUAUCGCCGCUUGAGCUAGGGACGGUCGCAUAUGUCGCCUGUGGAAUGUUUCUUUAUGGCUUCUGGUGGAACAAGCCCAAGGAUAUGGCUACCACGAUCAACAUACCCUUACGAUAUAGUCGAGGCAAUAUCCCGGAGGAAAUCAGGCGGGCUAUGGAUGCAAGUCCGCAGAGCUGGAUUCACCUACGAGGUCUUCCUUCUGAGAGUACACCUCCGCCCGCCCCAAGGGAUAGCUCAGGGCGUUUCACAUUUUUCUUUGCCGAUGGACCGGCGCGGUUUCCUUCUCCCAGUGAAGAUAGUGCAGUGCGAUUAUCUCAUGGCGGGAAAGCUUUAACUGCUGUCUUUGCCACGUUCAUUGCUAUUUUUUUUAGUGGGAUUCAUGUUGCUGGAUGGAAUUUCACAUUCCCCACAGAAGCUGAAAAGAUAGCAUGGCGAGUUUUCACGUUAAUUGCAAUUUCAUCAUCCUUCAUCCCACUGGUUGUUGCCCAAGGGCCUCUGAUCGCCGUGUGGCUUGCGGAAAAGAAACUGCUCCCUUCGUGCGUGAAGAGCCUGGGGGAUCCGAAUUCUCCCGUCACAAUGCUCGAGAUUGUGCUUGCCGAUGGAUCAUUGUAUGUGUAUUUUAUAGCACGUUUUGGGACCCUUGCGCUUAUGCUCUCGUCGUUGAGGGCGCUUCCAGCUGAUUCUUACAUUACCCCGGAUUGGUUGUCUAGCAUCCCGCAUAUAUAG
Molecule: messenger RNA, 1350 nt
Organism: Penicillium crustosum
Lineage: Eukaryota; Fungi; Ascomycota; Eurotiomycetes; Eurotiales; Aspergillaceae
Exons: 2
Coding region: 1-1350 (449 amino acids)
Source: RefSeq, a predicted model, not a curated record